GUAUGCCUUGUGAAUUUCGCCCAAAAUAUCUCGUUCGUCUUAUAGUGAGAGGCAACAAAAUGCUGGAGAAGCUAUGGGAAGGCGUCCAGGUACAUACAUUGUUAGUGUUUUAGCAUUUGCUUAUAUUCUUGUUUAACCUCUCUUAUAAUCUAAUUAGGUUUAAUAAAAAUUGUCAAUAUGCCUUGUGGAUCCUUGUGAUCCACGGUUUAAUUAUUCUUACAUACAUACUAAAGUUUAGUUAUUAUCGUUAUAAAAUUAAAACGACUAUAUAUAUCACUGAUAUUGAUGAUUGAAGAAUAUAUACCAAUGGUUUAAAAACAAGAAACAAACAACUUUCAGUCACUUGGAAGUCUCGUGAAGAUGGAUCUGUCAGAAUGUGAAAACCUAACAGAAGUUCCGGAUCUUUCAAAGGCCACCAAUCUGGAGAGUUUGAAACUCAAUAAUUGCAAAAGUUUGGUGAUGUUACCUUCUACUAUUGGGAAUCUCCAAAAUUUGGAGCAUUUGGGUCUCAGUGGAUGCAAAAGUUUGGUGAUGUUACCUUGUACAAUUGGGAAUCUCCAAAAAUUGUUGCAGUUGGGUCUCAGUGGAUGCAAAAGUUUGGUGACGAUUCCUUCCACCAUUGGGAAUCUCCCAAAAUUAUGGAGUUUGUAUAUGGAUGGAUGCACAGGGCUGGAGGUUCUUCCAACCGAUGUCAACUUGUCAUGUCUUGGAAGCCUCUGUCUCAAUGGUUGCUCAAGUUUGACAAGUUUUCCUCUCAUUUCAAGUAGUAUCUACACGCUCCAUCUAGAAAACACCGCCAUUAAAGAAGUUCCCAACUGCAUUGAAAAUUUCUCGAGGCUCGUUGAACUAACGAUGAGUGGUUGCAAGAGGUUAAAAAAUGUCUCCCCAAACAUUUUUGGACUGACACGUCUUAAGAAGCUCGACUUUACAGACUGUGGAGGUGUCGUUACGGCACUGCGUGAUGCCACUGUGAUGGGAACAUUGGAAGAUCACUUUUCUUGUAUAACUGAUCGCGUAUAUUGUAAGUUCUUGAAUUGCUUCAAACUGGAUGAGGAUGCCCGAGAACUCAUCCUACAAUCAUACUUCAAGCCUACGGUCUUACUAGGUGGACAAGUACCUAAGUAUUUCACGCGUCGAGCUUAUGAAGAUUCCCUAUCUGUCACUUUACCUCAUAGCUCUCUCUCUCAAGAUUUCUUGCGAUUCAAGGCUUGCGUCGUGGUUGACUUUCGAACCGCGGUCGAGGAUCGGGACUCAUGUUUGCUGGUAAACGCUGUCUUCAACGGCAGAAAGUAUUGGCAAUUAUUUUCAAAAGAGACAGGCCUGCACUGGGGUAACACGGAUCAUCUGUUUGUUUGUUCCUUCAAGUUCCAACCUAUGGAUCUUCCGUCUAAAUUGGUUUUCAACGAUGUGGAGUUUAAGUUUUCUUACUCCUGUAGGAUAAAAGAAUGCGGUGUACGACUCUUGAAUGUCUAUCCAUCUCCAGAUGGUCCUGCUAGAAGCUCUGAAACAGAGGAGUACAACCAACAGUCUAGAGGAAAAGGUGACGUUGUAGUUGAGACUAGGAGAAGCAAGAAGCGGACGCGGAUGACAUCUGUAGAAUAUAUCAACUUACCCUGUGGCCAAAUUGUAGCGGACACAGGAUCCGACGCUCUAAAUCUGGAGCUUUCGUUAGGGCAGGGAGACGCAUCAUCAGUUUCUCUGGAGGAGGAAGCUUUCUGUGUUGAUAUCAUGAUAACUGAGAAACAAGAUGCAGUUAUUCCCAUCUUGGAUAUCCCGGAACCUGAUUCAGAAUCAGAUGCAUGUUUCGAACUUGAUAUUUAACAGCUAUGCACGUUUCAAACUUUAUAUUUGGCAGCUUUUUUCUAUUUUACCAUGCAUCUAUCGAUUUUUUUAGUUCAAAACAUUGAAUUUUUCUCUUUUUAAA
Molecule: messenger RNA, 1924 nt
Organism: Camelina sativa (false flax)
Lineage: Eukaryota; Viridiplantae; Streptophyta; Magnoliopsida; Brassicales; Brassicaceae
Source: RefSeq, a predicted model, not a curated record